CCACAGCUGGAGUUCUGGUACAAAUACACCAAUCUGGACCCAUGUUGGUCAAACCCUUGUCUGAACGGAGGGAUCUGCUCUCUAGACCGAGGAGACUUCCUGUGUCUCUGUCCUCCUCAGUUCCAUGGAAAGACCUGCGAAUCAGAGUUGUUGCAGUGUCGCUAUAGAAACGGAGGCUGUUUGCAGUACUGUCGGGACCAGACAGGGGGCGCUGGAGUUCAAUGUGGUUGUGCUGACGGAUUCGAACUGGAGCCUGAUGGACAGAGCUGCUCAAAGACUGUUUUGUUCCCCUGUGGUCGCGAGCAGGUCGCAGCAUGGCAUCGAGGACGCUCUCUGUGGGACAACAUCACCGCAGAGACAGAAGACGACGUCACACACAGCUGGGACGUCAGAGUGAAUUUAACAGAGAGUCAAGAGAUGAACGUGACGUCCACAAACACCACAGCUGGAAGGAGGGAGGGGCGAGGAGGGGGGCUAGGGCUACGUAUUGUGGGCGGGUCUCUGGGAAAAAGUCCAUGGCAGGUUCUGAUCCGCAGGUCUGAUGGUCUCGGGUUCUGUGGAGGAACUCUGGUUUCUGAUCGAUGGGUCGUCUCCGCUGCUCACUGCUUCGAAGAGUCUGCAGACCAUGUUACUAUAGGUGUGUGUGUGUGUGUAUGA
Paralichthys olivaceus (Japanese flounder) is the source of this 657-nucleotide messenger RNA. The record is from RefSeq and is a predicted model, not a curated record. Lineage: Eukaryota; Metazoa; Chordata; Actinopteri; Pleuronectiformes; Paralichthyidae.